Coregonus clupeaformis (lake whitefish) is the source of this 890-nucleotide messenger RNA. Its product is annotated as claudin-like protein ZF-A89. Bases 103 to 723 code for a protein of 206 amino acids. Lineage: Eukaryota; Metazoa; Chordata; Actinopteri; Salmoniformes; Salmonidae. Gene Ontology annotation, biological process: bicellular tight junction assembly; cell adhesion. The record is from RefSeq and is a predicted model, not a curated record. Gene Ontology annotation, molecular function: structural molecule activity. The transcript has a single exon. Gene Ontology annotation, cellular component: plasma membrane; bicellular tight junction.
GGUGGGUAUAUAGGUUGGGGUCUAUAGCCUCACCACAACACUGCUAAACACGGGUCCUUCUAGGUUUACGCAAGGCUUGCCCGAGUACAGAAAGCGAUAGCGAUGGCCUCAGUCGGUCUCCAGAUUCUGGGCAUCUUCCUGGCUCUUAUCGGUUGGAUCGGUGACAUUGUCAUCUGCGCGCUCCCCAUGUGGAAGGUGACUGCAUUCAUAGGCAACAACAUUGUGACUGCGCAGACCUUCUGGGAAGGCCUGUGGAUGAACUGCGUGAUGCAGAGCACGGGCCAGAUGCAGUGUAAAGUCUACGACUCCAUGCUAGCUCUCCCCCAGGACCUUCAGGCCGCCAGAGCUCUGGUGAUCAUCUCCAUCCUCGUGGCCGUGAUCGGCGUCCUACUCUCUGUGGCCGGGGGGAAGUGCACCAACUGCAUUGAGGACGAGGAGGCCAAGUCCAAGGUGGCCAUCGCAUCCGGCGUGUUCUUCCUGGUCUCCGGCGUCCUUUGCCUGAUCCCCGUGUCCUGGUCCGCCAACACUGUUAUCAGGGACUUUUACAACCCGCUGCUCAUGGACACGCAGAGGCGAGAGCUGGGCGCUUCGCUCUUCAUCGGAUGGGGCUCUGCUGGCCUGAUGCUCAUCGGAGGCGCGCUUCUCUGCUGCCAGUGCCCCAAACGCGAGGAGAGUAGGUACUCCGCCAAAUAUUCUGCCCCUCGCUCCACUGCCUACGUCUGACAGAUCAACACUGAAGUUUUGAUAUGGACGUUUUGUGCAGAAUGAACGAGGGUACAUCUGUUUCACUUCGGUGCACCAGGACAUUUGACAAGGGCCAUUUGAAUAAUUUUUAAUUAAAUGUUUUAUCUUAAUGGAUUUAUUUGCUUUAAUAAAUAUUUUAAUGCUUA